Molecule: messenger RNA, 2517 nt
Organism: Capsicum annuum
Lineage: Eukaryota; Viridiplantae; Streptophyta; Magnoliopsida; Solanales; Solanaceae
Product: vicilin-like seed storage protein At2g18540
Exons: 4
Coding region: 100-2322 (740 amino acids)
Source: RefSeq, a predicted model, not a curated record
UGCAAAUGCCACGUUCCUCCCAUUGUAUCUUCUUCAAAACCUCAAUCGGUUUCACUUGAUCAUUACUGCCUGUUUGUUUUUCUUAAAAUUUUAAUAGCAAUGUCUGUGCAGAAAUCUUGCUUGAAGCAAUUUCAGUACUGUUGCAAAAUCUUGUUCAAGUUUCUGUUGUUUGUAAUUAUUAUUAGUAAUAAUGUGGCUAUUAAUGUAAGAGGUUUGAGAGAAAACGAAGGAAUCCCGAGUUGGGAAUGGAGUAGUUUAGGGCCUCUGGUGAAGAGAUCAGAAAGAAAAUCAGUAGUUUCAACUGAAAAUGGGGAAGUCUCUUCGGUGAGAGUAGCUGAUGGAACCAGUGGCUUUUAUCAUCUUCAGUUCAUCACGUUGGAGCCCAGCUCCCUUUUCCUUCCUGUUGUUUUACAUUCAGAUAUGAUCUUUUAUGUCCACACUGGGUCGGGGAAGCUGACAUGGAUGGAUGAAGAUGAACAGAAAUCAGUGGAUUUAAGAAUAGGAGAUGUUUUCAGGCUGCCUUUUGGAACUAUUUUCUUCCUAGAGAGCAACUUGGAUCCCGUUAGACAAAAACUAAGAGUUUAUUCCAUCUUUGCCAAUUCAGGGGAUGAUUUGCGUGAACCUCUGAGCGGACCAUACUCCAGCAUCCGUAAGAUGGUUGUUGGAUUCGACAAGAAAGUCCUCAAAGCCGCAUUUAAUGUACCAGAGGAUGUGAUAGAAGAUGUGUUGGCUGGAACAGAAGUACCAGCCAUUGUGCAUGGUGUGCCAAAAUCAACUAAGAAGAACAACUUGUGGGAAAUGGAGGCUCAAUACAUGAAGACCAUUGUAGGAAGGGGCAGUUACAGUAUUUUCGACAACCAAAUGAACAAAAAGAAGAAAGUUAAAUUGUUCAAUGUUUUCGAAGAGAAACCCGAUUUUGAGAAUUGCAAUGGGUGGAGCACCGUAAUAAACAGGAAGAAAAUGCCUGCUUUGAAGGGUUCUCAAAUUGGCAUUUACGUAGUGAACUUGACUAAAGGAUCAAUGAUGGGACCUCAUUGGAAUCCAAUGGCUACCGAAAUUGGAAUAGCAAUUCAAGGAGAAGGAAUGGUUCGAGUAGUUAGCUCGAGCACUGGAACAGGUCAGAGGUAUAAAAACAGGAGGUAUAAAGUGGAGGAAGGAGAUGUAUUCGCCGUGCCACGGUUUCAUCCGAUGGCUCAAAUGGCCUUCAACAACAAUUCGUUCGUGUUUGUGGGGUUCAGCACAACUACGAAGAAACAUCAUCCUCAGUACCUAGCAGGGAAAGCUUCGGUCCUCCGAACGCUGGACAGGCACAUCUUGGAAGCAUCUUUCAAUGUGGCUAACACAACAAUGGAUCAGAUUCUCGAAGCACAAGGUGAUUCAGUUAUACUGGAGUGUACAUCUUGUGCUGAAGAAGAACUGAGGUUAAUGGAGGAAGAAAGGAGGAGGGAGGAGGAGGAGGAAAGUAGGAGAAAGGAGGAAGAGGAAGCAAGGAAGAAAGAGGAAGAAUGGAGGAGGAAGGAAGAGGAAGCUAGAAGGAAAGAAGAGGAAGAGGCAAGAAAGGCUGAAGAAGAAAGAAGAGAGAGAGAAGCAGAAGAAGCAAGAAAAAGAGAAGAGGAGGCAGCAAAGGAAAAAGAGGAAGAAAGGAAGAGACAAGAGGAAGAAGCAAGGAAAUGGGAAGAGGAGGAAGCCAAAAGGCAAGAAGAAGAAAUUAGGAGAAGACAAGAAGAGGAGGAAGCUAGGAAAAGAGAGGAGGAAAGGCAAAGAGAAGAAGAGGCAGCAAGGAAAAGACAAGAAGAAGAAGCAAAGAGAGAGGCAGAGGAAGCAAGGAGGAGAGAAGAGGAAGAAGCAGCAGCAAGAAGGCAACAGGAGGAAGAGGUAGCAAGGAAGGCAGCAGAAGAAGCAGCAAGAAGACAGGAGGAAGAAGCACAAAAGGAAGCAGAGGAAGCAAGGAGGAGAGAAGAAGCAGCAGAAACAAGGAGAAGGGAGGAGGAAGAAGCAGCAAGAAGGCAGAAGGAGGAAGAAGCAGAAAGGGAGGCAGAGGAAGAAAGCAGAAGAGAGGAAGAAGCAGAAACAAGGAGGAGGGAGGAGGAAGAAGCGGCAGCAAGAAGAAGUGAAGAGGAGGCGGCAAAAGAGGCAGAGAGGAGAAGGCAAGAGGAAGCUGAAAGACAAGAGGAGGAAGCUAGGAGACAGGAGGAAGAAAUGGAGAAGAGGCAUCAACAAGAAGAAGAAGAAGAAGAAGAAGAAACCGAGGAAGGGGAGCCAGGCCGGCAUGAACGGAUAGUCUCCUUCAAAAAUUCGAAGUUCCCCAAGUCGGAGAGAUGAUCAGUGUGUGUUUUUGUAUAAUCAAUUUUGUGUGCGUGGUUGUUCCCUUUUUUUGUUCUUAUGUUUUUGUACGAGCAAUUUCGUGUGCGUGUAUGUAUGUGUUUGUUCCGUUUUUUGUUCAUAUGAGAAACUUAUGUAAUAAUGCUGAACCCAGCUUUCAUGGGUAUCUAAGACCUUUUCCCUGUUGGUUCUCUA